Messenger RNA from Cylindrotheca closterium, 882 nucleotides. The record is from the annotation of a GenBank genome assembly. NCBI's taxonomy places the organism in Eukaryota, Bacillariophyta, Bacillariophyceae, Bacillariales, Bacillariaceae.
AUGUUUUUUCGGAAGCACCCUGUCUACAAUGUAUUGCUUACUGUUAUCAUAUGCAAUUCAGUGCUGACAACUGCUCUCGCUACCAAUAGUAGGAUUGGGCUAGCAAGAAGAUCUUGGACUUUCCACACAAAAAGGGCUACGAGUGUGCCAAGAACAUUUGAAAGCAACAAUGCAAGGGAAUAUCGGUUGAAACAGGGCAAAAAUCCGAUAGACAAAAGACAUGUGGUGAAGUCAGUGACUGGGGCGACUCUUGGAUUCCUCCUUAUCAAGAAUCGAUUUGUUUUUGAGUAUGCAUUGAACCUUUACAGAUCGUCCUUGUCGAAUAGUCCCUUGCAAACCAAGGUUCUGACGGGUGCUACGCUUAGUUUACUUGGAGACUGGGCUGCACAAAUUCGAGAAGGGAAUGAGUCCACAACUUAUGAUAUGAAAAGAGGACUGUCGUUUGCAGCCUUUGAUUCGACAUAUCGCAUGUUCCAACAUGUAGCAAUUCCUGUUAUCGUCCGACUCGGGCAGGGAAACUUUUUGUUGUGGCUUGUGACAAUAGCCCCAUUUGUUAAUCCUGGACCCAAGGCUUCUAGCUUUUUUGCAGCGAUGGAAAGGACCUUGAUUUAUCAGUUUGUCCUCAUUCCAUUGGCGUAUUAUCCUGUCUUCUUCACAUUCACGGGGCUGAUGCAAGGAUUGAGUCUAUCAGAAACCUUUGCACGAGCAAAACGAACUUUCUUUCCGUGCUGGAUCAAAAAUGUCUCUUUCUGGAUUCCAACACAGCUUGUAAUGUUUGGGCUCGUCGACGAGAAGUGGCAAGUGCCUUUUGUUUGCCUGGUGGGAGUACUGUGGAGCUCAAUUUUGAGCAUCACCGCAGGUAAAGCAAGAGUAGAGAAUUAA